GUAUUUAUAGGGAAAAAUGGCUGUUCGUCCAAAAUGGCGUUUUAAUAUUUGACAUGUGUUUUGUGUGUUGCAAAGUGAUUUGCAAAAAAGGGGCUGUAGCACAUAAAAAUUUAGCAUAAAUUCAGCAUAAAUUGACUGUAUCAAUCUAUGUGAAUUAAUUGGUGUUGCGGUAUUUUGGGUGAAAAAAGAGCAUUUUAGGGUGAAAUUGUUUAAAAAAAAUUGUUUUGUGUCCCUUACGGACGCUGCGUGGUUGUAUUAUUUGCUUUGUUGUUGUCAAACUUUUGUGCGAUGAUCGACCACCAGGUGGAGCAUGUGAGGUGACUGUUGGAGGAAGGCGCUACCUGUGGACAUUUUCUCACUCAAUUUCCCUCCAAAAUCACUUGAUUUUUUUUUUUUUUAAAUUUUUGGUUCUUCUCUCCCAAUGCACAUUUAAUUGUACAAAAAACAUUGUGCUGACAUUGGGAAUGCUACAAUGGAACAUCCAACAGAUAUUUCGGAUGGCACGCAAUGUGAACGGGAAAAUAGCGAAGAACGCUUAAAGUUGAAUGAUGACAGCAAAAGACUGUCAUCGGGUGUUGAUUCAAGCAGUAGCAGUACUGAUAGCAGCAGUGAUUCUGAUACUGACACUAGCGAAAGUGAUUCACAAUUGUCAUCAAUGUCAGAUAUCCUGCAAAUGGCACUUGAUCCUACCUCAGCCACAUGGAUACAAUCCCAAUUGCUAUCCGGUAUCAGUCCACGUGUCAUUUUGGACGCUCUAAUGGCUGGGGGCAAUGGUACGAGUCUGCCCGAAGGACUUUUAUGGUAUAUCAUCUCAUUUUUGGCACAGGCAACGGCAAAACGUCACAAAUUGCCCCAUAUUAAUACGGUGGACGAUACUGUGAGAUUACUGAAGCAUUCACAGAGAAUUUUGGUGUUGACAGGAGCUGGAGUUAGUGUAUCAUGUGGUAUUCCGGAUUUUCGAUCACGUGACGGUAUUUAUAGGCGAUUGGCAGUGGAUUUUCCUGAUUUGGCAGAGCCACAGGCAAUGUUCGAUAUUAGUUACUUCAGUCGUGAUCCACGGCCAUUUUAUCGUUUUGCCCGUGAUAUCUAUCCGGGACAAUUUAGACCGAGUCCAUGUCAUCGAUUUAUCCGGCGACUGGAGGAAUGUGGACGAUUGCUGAGGAAUUAUACACAGAAUAUUGAUACAUUGGAGCGAUUAGCAGGUAUUGAGAGGGUUAUUGAGUGUCAUGGUAGCUUUGGGACAGCAUCGUGUACACGAUGUGGCAAUCGGGUUGAUGCAAGUGCGAUUGCUGAUGAUAUAAGGGCACAACGGAUACCAAUGUGUGCCAUUUGUCAGCCAGACCGGGAAUCAAUGUCAGCUGCAAUGGCUGAAUUGCCCGAAGGACUCGUUCAGGCUGGCAUCAUGAAGCCUGAUAUUGUUUUUUUCGGAGAAGGACUACCCACCGCCUUUCACGAUGCCAUCAUGGCUGACCGUGAUGCCUGCGAUCUACUCAUAGUCAUAGGAUCAAGUCUCAAGGUACGUCCUGUGGCACUAAUUCCCAGCUCAGUACCAUCCAGAGUGCCCCAAAUCCUGAUAAAUCGCGAACCAUUGCCCCAUAUGCGAUUUGAUGUUGAACUUUUGGGUGAUUCUGAUGUAAUAAUUGAUCAUUUGUGUAAUGAAUUGGGUGGUGAAUGGCGUGACAUCUGUUGGCGAGAGCAGAAACUUAGUGAAAUAACUGGUACAUAUACAUGUAACACACCAAAAUUCUCACCUAGCGGAGACACAUUGGAUGGACCACCAGAUGGUAAGGCAACACUAGCAGCGCCAUCGUGUUUGCGUGAUGAUUCAGGAAUUGGAGAGAGUAGCAAUUCAAUGGAGGAUUCUGGUGUAUUCUGUCGUGUUGGUAGUUCGACAUAUUUAUUUCCAGGAGCUGAAUAUCAACGGCCCCAGGUAGCAACAAAACGUACCAAUGAUGAAUGUCACGAGGAAAAUGAUUUAGAGGCACCCAAGAAGCAGAGACUGUGACCUAGAAAAAAAAAAUGUGGGCGGAGAAGGACCAUUUUGAGGGAGGGAGGGUUGUGAAUAAAUGUGACACGAGUGUUA
Phlebotomus papatasi is the source of this 2083-nucleotide messenger RNA. It is a transcript of the gene Sirt1, whose product is annotated as NAD-dependent histone deacetylase sirtuin-1. Bases 473 to 2005 code for a protein of 510 amino acids. The transcript is spliced from 3 exons. The record is from RefSeq and is a predicted model, not a curated record. NCBI's taxonomy places the organism in Eukaryota, Metazoa, Arthropoda, Insecta, Diptera, Psychodidae. Gene Ontology annotation, molecular function: NAD+ binding.